Erigeron canadensis is the source of this 3295-nucleotide messenger RNA. RefSeq names its product ubiquitin-activating enzyme E1 1-like. Lineage: Eukaryota; Viridiplantae; Streptophyta; Magnoliopsida; Asterales; Asteraceae. Gene Ontology annotation, biological process: protein ubiquitination; ubiquitin-dependent protein catabolic process; protein sumoylation. The transcript has 6 exons. The coding region runs from base 35 to 3169 and encodes 1044 amino acids. Gene Ontology annotation, molecular function: SUMO activating enzyme activity; ubiquitin activating enzyme activity. Gene Ontology annotation, cellular component: SUMO activating enzyme complex; nucleus; cytoplasm. The record is from RefSeq and is a predicted model, not a curated record.
AUUGGAUAAUAGUAGUGUGCAGGUAGUACCGAAUAUGCAGGUUAUUGAUGAGGAUCUACAUAGCAGACAACUCGCGGUAUAUGGACGUGAGACGAUGAGACGUCUUUUUGCGUCUAAUGUCCUUAUUUCCGGUUUACAAGGUCUUGGUGCGGAGAUAGCAAAGAAUCUUAUACUUGCUGGUGUCAAGUCUGUGACCUUGCACGAUGAAGAGUCCGUGGAGCUUUGGGAUUUGUCCAGUAAUUUCACAUUGUCAGAAGACGAUGUUGGCAAGAAUCGAGCUGCAGCUUCUCUCCACAAGCUGCAGGAGCUCAACAAAGCUGUCCAUGUCUCCACUUUUCCUGCCAAGUUGAGCAAGGAACAACUCUCGAAUUUUCAGGUGGUAGUCUUCACCAAUAUAGACUUGAAAACAGGUAUCGAGUUUGAUAAUUAUUGUCACAACCAUCAGCCUCCCAUCGCUUUCAUCAAGACUGAAGUCAGAGGACUUUUUGGUAACAUUUUCUGUGAUUUUGGUCCUGGGUUCACUGUAGUUGAUGUUGACGGCGAGGAACCACAUAAUGGCAUCAUUUUAUCUAUCGGCAAUAAUAACCCUGCACUUGUAACAUGUGUUGGUGAUGAAAGACUGGAAUUCCAAGAUAAUGAUCUUGUCACUUUUUCUGAAAUUCACGGGAUGACAGAACUUAAUGAUGGAAAACUAAGAAAGGUUAGAGGCUGCACGCCAUACUCCUUUUUCCUUGAAGAAGACACUGCCAACUUUGGAACAUAUGUGAAAGGUGGUAUAGUGACAGAGGUUAAACAGCCAAAGGUCCUGAAUUUCAAGCCAUUAGGAGAUGCACUUAAAACUCCAGGCGAGUUUCUGUUGGGUGACUUUUCUAAGCUUGAUCGCCCACCUCUUCUGCAUCUAGCAUUUCAAGCACUUGAUAAGUUCAUCAGUGAACUUGGGCGAUUUCCUGUUGCUGGUUCAGAAGGUGAUGCACAAAAGUUAAUUUCUAUAGCCACCUCCAUGAAUGAGAGCUUAGGAGAUGAAAAGUUGGAUUAUCUCAAUCCAAAGCUUUUGCGAGAUUUUGCUUAUGGGGCGCGAGCCGUACUUAAUCCGAUGGCUGCCAUGUUUGGUGGCAUAGUUGCUCAAGAGGUUGUCAAGGCAUGCUCUGGAAAGUUCCAUCCACUUCUUCAGUUCUUUUACUUUGACUCGGUUGAGUCGCUUCCCACCAAGCCACUGGAACCUAGUGAGUAUAUGCCUUUGAACAGUCGUUAUGAUGCCCAAAUUUCAGUAUUUGGAGCUAAAUUCCAGAAGAAACUGGAAAGCACCAAGUCUUUUGUUAUAGGUUCGGGCGCAUUGGGUUGUGAACUUUUGAAAAAUCUAGCCUUGAUGGGUGUUUCAUGUGGCACUCAAGGGAAAUUGACCCUUACCGACGAUGAUGUCAUUAAGAAAAGCAAUCUCUGCCAACAAUUUUUAUUUCGUGAUUGGAAUAUUGGGCAGGCAAAAUCGACUAUUGCUGCCUCUGCAGCUGCAUUGAUUAACCCUAAUAUUCGGAUCGAAGCAUUGCAGAAUCGUGUUGGUCUACAAACUGAAAACGUCAUUGAUGAUACCUUCUGGGAAAAUUUAAAUGUUGUCAUUAAUGCUUUAGACAGUGUCGAAGCGAGACGUUAUGUUGAUAAUAGAUGCUUAUAUUUCCAGAAGCCGCUUCUAGAGUCUGGUACACUUGGUGCUAAAUGCCACACUCAAAUGGUUAUUCCACACUUGACUGAAAACUACGGGGCCUCUAUGGACCCUCCGGAUAAGCGAGCAUCCAUGGUGACUAUUCACAGCUUCCCACGUAACAUUGAACACUGUCUAACCUGGGCACGGUCAGAGUUUGAAGAGCUACUAAAUUCAACGCCAGCAGAAGUCAAUGCCUAUCUCUUGAAUCCCGGUGAAUAUGCAUCUACAAUGAGGAAUAAAGGAGAUACCCAGGCUUGUAAGAAUUUAGAACGAAUUUUUGAGUGUCUCGACAACAAGGAAAAAUGUGAAACAUUUCAAGAUUGCAUCUCUUGGGCUCGCCUAAAGUUUGAGGAUUACUUCUCCAAUCGUGUGAAGCAAUUGAUAUCGACAUUCCCGGCAGAAUCUACAUACUCAGAAGGGGCUACUGGUACGCGAGCUCCAUUUUGGUCAGCACCAAAGCGUUUCCCUUUCUCGCUUGAGUUCUCUGUUUCCGAUCCGAGCCAUCUAAGUUUUGUAAUGGCGGGCUCCAUUCUUCGUGCUGAAACAUUCGGCAUCUCUAUUCCAGAUUGGGCCAAAAAUUCUAAGAAACUGGCUCAGGCCGUUGGUCAGAUCUGUAUCCCUGAUUUUCACCCAAAGCAAGUUAUUAGAAAGUCUCUUCCAUUAGGUGCAGCAAUCUCUAUUCCUGAUUGCGUGAAAAGUUCUAUGAAACUGGCUGUGGCUGCUGCUCCGGCCCGUAUCUCUGAUUUUCCCCCAAACCAACCUCUUAUAGAGUCUCCUUCAAUAGGUGCCGCAAUUGAAGGAUUAAUUGAGAAGAUAGAACGGAGAAUGUUUCUUCCAUCUGGAUAUACCAUGAUGCCUAUUGCUUUCGAGAAGGAUGAUGACACAAAUUACCAUAUGGAUUUCAUUGCUGGACUUGCGAACCUCAGAGCUAGGAAUUACAGUAUCCCGGAAGUUGACAAGUUGAAAGCCAAGAUUAUAGCGGGAAAUAUUAUACCUUCAAUUGCUACCUCAACAACAAUGGCCACUGGUCUGGUGUGUCUCGAGCUAUACAAGGUCAUUGAUGGAGGACACAAGGUACAAGACUAUCGAAAUACUUUCGCGAACCUGGCGCUCCCUUUUCUUUCCAUGGCAGAGCCUGUCCCACCAAAAGUCAUGAAGCACCGGCACAUGAAGUGGACAGUGUGGGACAAGUGGACUAUUGAGGGCAACCCUACGGUGAGGGAGCUCAUAAAAUGGCUUGCAGAGAAGGGACUUUAUGCUCAUACCUUUUUUUUAAGAAGCUGUUUGUUAUACACGGAUAUAAUGCCUAAUCACAAAGAUAGAAUGGAUAGGAAAGUGGUGGAUUUGGCUCGGGAUGUGUGUAAAAUGGGGAUUCCACCCUGUCGUCGUCACUUAGAUUUGAUAGCGGUUUGUCAAGAUGAAGAUGAAAAUGACAUUGACAUCCCGUGUUUAUCUGUGAAUCUCUCUUAAAUGCCUUUAAACAAUUGUAAUAAUUGAGAGGAACUCGCUAGGUGCUAUGCACAUUUUUAUAACACCUAUGUGAUCGCUAUCUUUUAUGAUGUAUUAUGAUUUAUGACUAUGUGAUUAUUAUCAACC